Messenger RNA from Acanthosepion pharaonis, 624 nucleotides. The record is from the annotation of a GenBank genome assembly. Lineage: Eukaryota; Metazoa; Mollusca; Cephalopoda; Sepiida; Sepiidae.
AUGGGGGUAAAAAAGGUUGUUCAUAUUUGUUAUUUUUUUUCUUGCUUUAUACUCUUUUUCUUUUGUUUUUUUUUUUGUUUUUUGUUUUUUUCAUUUCUUUUUCUUUUUUUCUUUCUUAAUUUUCUGAUAUUCUUUCUUUUUGGAUUUUUCCACCUCGUCAAUUUUUUCUUUCUUUACUUUUUGUUUUGCAUUUCUAUUUCAUUAAAUCAUGUCUUUUCUUUACUUUUAUAUCUCUCACUCACUCACUUUCUCCUCCUCCUUGAAUUUUCUCCUUUCCAUUUUCUUUCUGGUGGUUGUUUUUUAAUACAUCGAUCUCUCUUUCUACGUCAUUCUGUCUUUUUGUGUAUAAAUUUCUUACUGACACCCAGCCACACACCUGCAAACUCACUGUUUUUAUGUAUGCCUGUCUCUGUCUCUCUGUCUCUGUCUCUCUCUCUCUCUCUCUCUCUCUCUCUCUCUAUCUAUCUAUCUAUCUAUCUAUCUGACUGUCUAUCUGUUAAUGGUUAUCUUUACUUUGGUCGCAAUACAACGUUUUCUUUCCUUUUCCGUCUUCAACAUAUUACUUCCAGCCCUACUUGUUUAAUACCAUCCCUACCAUUACUGCCAGCAUCUUUCAUCACUUGA